AUUUAAUUAUAGCAUAUACUUAUUCUGCCAGACCUAUAAUCAGAAAAUGUUUACGCAUUUUGUGAACACAUCAAAUCCCAAGCGAGUUGUUUGCAUCUUCGCUUUAGUUUUGUAGUUAGUUGCAAAUACAUAUUUCAUAUAAAUUAUUUCGAAGUAUGGAUCUUGAUAAAAUUUGUUUUACCUGUUUAACUAAUGAUGGUCCAUUCAUAUCCAUAUAUGAUGAUAGUUCAGGAAUUGGAAAAAAUUGCAUUGCUGAUAUGCUGAACGAGUUUACAAAAAGCAAGCCCAAACGAGCUGAAAACGUAUUACCAAAAGUUUGUUUAACAUGUCUGCGAGAAAUAAAUCGGUGCUACUCAUUUAAACUCAAAUGUGAUAAUUCAAUCCGUGCAUUGGCUCAACUUAUACCAGAUAUUGCGCUAGCGGAAGAUGAUGAACCAUCUCCCGUUAGAGUACAAACGUCCAGUAAAGCUUCUCAAACAACACCUGAAGUAUGUCAAAGGAAUGAGGGGGAUGUUAAAGUAAAUCAACUGCAUCAACACGUGAAAGCAGAUCCUGUAAUAGCCGCCGUUCUUAGUCUGAAGUCUAAAAAUACCGUAUAUAGGCUUGAAAAUGAAAAUAUUAAACCGAUUACUCCAAAAAGUGAAAAACUGGAGAGUUUAUCGCAAAUAAUACUUAAUAGAAAAUUUCAACAAUCUUUUUCGGGAGUAAAUGUACCACAAGAUGAGGAAGUUGUAAUAGAAUAUGCUGAAGUGUCAUCACUAAACAAAGAAACCCCAAAUAUUUCACAGAAUUUGGAAGAUCAAAAUAGCACAGAUGAAAUUGGUGGGAAUGGCCUUACUUAUAUCGAAAUUACAGAGGAGCAAUAUGAGGACAAUGUACAAGCAUCAACUAAUAUUGAGGAUGAAUAUAAUAAUAUUUACAUUGAAACUACCGAUAAUGAGCAGCACACCGAUUAUGAUAUUACUAUAUAUGACAACGAAAAUGGCGAAGCAGAGAUUGUAGCGAAACCAAUUUUGCAACAGCAAAAACCUAUUGCCAGUGAGGAUUACAAGAUAGAAUAUAAAUGUCCUUAUUGCAUCAUGACGUUUGCUAAGAAAAAAAAUUUAUCUAAACAUCUAAUAAAACGUCACGAGAAAAAACCGGACGAAGAAGAAAUGUCAACUCCCCUCCAUAUAACAUUAUUACAGCAAAUAGAUAAUGAAGCUAAUUCGCAAAAGGCAACCAUAGAACCAAAACGUGAAAUAAAUGGCAUCAAACAAAACACCGAGGAAUGUUUAGAGACCGUAGUUGAUGAAAAAGUUCAAUUAUCGUAUAUUUGUAAUCGUUGCAAUGCUGGGUUUGCGCAACGCAAGGCACUUAAUUAUCAUUUAAAAUCUAAUAUUUGCACAAUGAAAUCCUUUAAAUGUGAUGAAUGUAAACGUGUUUUCAUAUCUGAAGUUUGCUUAAAAGAGCACAAAAGGACGCAUCUAUACUCUAACGUGUGUAGCGAAUGCAGCAAUAUGUUUAACACAAAAGAAGAGCUUAGUGAGCAUAUGAUCGCAGUACACCGACGUAAACAAAGCAAUCAGUGUACUAUCUGCAAAAAAGUUUUUACUAUGCUGUCUGCUCUCAAGGAUCAUAUGCGUAUACACAGCGGCGAACGGCCUUUUGUUUGCCAUUUGUGUAACAAAGGCUUUACCCAAAAAGCAAAUUUAAAUCAACAUAUUUUACGUCAUUCAAAUGCAAAAAACUUCAUUUGCGAUGUUUGUAGUCAAGCAUAUGUAACGAAAGCGGAACUUUAUUCCCAUAAGCGUAUACAUACUGGCGAUCAGCCAUUUAAGUGUGAAUUUUGUAAUGUGACCUUCUCAACUUCUAGCACAAUGGAAUUGCAUAAACGUAAGCACACCGGCGAACGUCCUUAUCCGUGUUCCAUGUGCAAAAUGCGUUUUACACGACUUAACGUUCUGAAGAAUCAUUUACGAACGCAUACUGGGGAGAAACCAUUCAAAUGUAAGGUGUGUAAAAAGGCGUUUACACAACGUGGGGAUUGCCAAAUACAUCAGCGGACGCACACCGGCGAAAAAGUACAUGAAUGUAAAACUUGUGGCGAUAAAUUUACACAUUUACCUACAUUGCGUACGCAUUUAAAAUCACAUAAGAAUGAAAAUACUACGAGGACACGUACCAGACGAUCCACUGCAAGCUUGCGCAAUUAUAAUGAAGAGACUGCUAUCGAUUUAGAUAAAAAUAUCAUUCAUCGAGUUAAUAUUAAGAACGACAUACCACAAGAAGAAGACAGUGAAUUUAUGGAUAUUACAUUAGAGUAACUAUGUUACGUUUUGCAAUUGUAUUUAAAGAAACCUUUCAACUAGUACUAAAAUUGUAUAUACUAUAUAUUUAUACUAUGUACACGUACAUUUGGAUAUGUCACAUAUCUCUUU
This is a messenger RNA of Teleopsis dalmanni, 2420 nucleotides long. Its product is annotated as zinc finger protein 568. The transcript is spliced from 5 exons. The record is from RefSeq and is a predicted model, not a curated record. Gene Ontology annotation, cellular component: nucleus. Bases 156 to 2306 code for a protein of 716 amino acids. Gene Ontology annotation, molecular function: zinc ion binding. NCBI's taxonomy places the organism in Eukaryota, Metazoa, Arthropoda, Insecta, Diptera, Diopsidae.